Alligator sinensis (Chinese alligator) is the source of this 2932-nucleotide messenger RNA. RefSeq names its product RAB5B, member RAS oncogene family (gene RAB5B). The transcript has 6 exons. Gene Ontology annotation, molecular function: GTP binding; GTPase activity. The record is from RefSeq and is a predicted model, not a curated record. The coding region runs from base 222 to 869 and encodes 215 amino acids. NCBI's taxonomy places the organism in Eukaryota, Metazoa, Chordata, Crocodylia, Alligatoridae.
CCCUUAUCCCCGCCCGGCGGAGGAGGGUUUGGUUGAGCAGCUGUUUGUGUGCUCGGCGCUGGGUCCGCGACGGGGGAGUCUGCGCCGCUGCCGCCUCCGGCCUGCUGAGCCACCCCGGCCCUGUCGUGCUCGCAGCUGAGCCCCCACCCCCCCACAAGAGCUGGUGUGCGCUGCCGAGGUCUCCGAGCAGCUGGGCCCCAGGCGCUACCACAGGCCAGGCCAUGACCAGCAGAGGUGCCGCCAGGCCCAACGGUCAGUCACAAGCCAGCAAGAUCUGUCAGUUUAAGCUGGUGCUACUGGGCGAGUCGGCUGUGGGCAAGUCCAGCCUGGUGCUGCGCUUCGUCAAGGGGCAGUUCCACGAGUACCAGGAGAGCACCAUCGGGGCGGCGUUUCUCACACAGUCUGUCUGCCUGGAUGACACAACGGUUAAGUUCGAGAUCUGGGACACGGCCGGCCAAGAGCGGUACCACAGCCUGGCCCCCAUGUACUACCGGGGUGCCCAGGCAGCCAUCGUGGUCUACGACAUUACCAACCAGGAGACGUUUGCACGAGCAAAGACAUGGGUGAAGGAGCUACAGCGGCAAGCCAGCCCCAACAUCGUGAUUGCCCUGGCAGGCAACAAGGCUGAUCUCGCCAACAAGCGCAUGGUGGAAUAUGAGGAGGCACAGGCUUAUGCAGAUGACAACAGUCUGUUGUUCAUGGAAACCUCGGCCAAGACGGCUAUGAAUGUUAACGACCUCUUCCUGGCAAUAGCAAAGAAGCUGCCAAAGAGUGAGCCCCAGAGCACGAGCGGUGCGGCAGGGCGGCCCCGGGGCGUGGACCUCCACGAGCAGAGCCAGCAGAACAAGAGCCAGUGUUGUAGCAACUGAAGGGGUGCGAGUGGCCGGCGCACGAGGAAGAGCGACGAUGUAACCUCCCCCUGCCCCCGCCCCCUGGCGCCUGCCCUCCGGCAGCUCCCGCUAACGGCACUUUUUACUGCUUUGACACCGCCAGGCGCCCGCCACCGCCACCUGCGGGAUGCAACCAACUGCCUGCCCGCUGGGGACAGCAGCUUCCCAACACAAACUUUUCUCCACUUUGUAUUAUAGGCGCCACUCGCUCCCGCAGCUGCUCGUCCCCCGCCCCAACCCCUCUCCCGGUAACGCGUGUCCUUGGUCUGCUAACAUCUCUCUUGCCCUCCCCUUUCCCACACGGGGCAGGAGCUGAGUGAAAGGGGCAGCGGGGACCCUGCGGGCAGCUGGAUUGCUCCUGGUGGCGCAGCUUCAGGGGGUGUCUCCUUUUUUUUUCUUUCCCCCUUCUUUCAUGGAUCCAUUGUUUUAAUUCCUCUCCUGUUCCCAUGUGCAGGGGGGAAGCUGCAGUGUCCUUAAUUUUUACCCAGGUGGCCUCUUUUAUUUUUAUUUUUUCUGUCAAGGGUUGGAAGUGAUUUUGGGGGAAUGGGGGUGAUGAACAUCUGGCCCCUGCUAGCCUGGGGCCUAGGACCCCCUCCCCCAUCACCCUGUGCAUGCCUAGAACCCCCAAAUGCACUUCCACAACCAGGCAGUUCUGUUGCUUUUCCCCUUCCCUGUAACCCGGCCUCGCCUAGGCCAGGCCCACGUGCCUCGUGUCUCUGCUGGGGCCCAGUGCUGUCUGGCAGACCCACCUGGGCAUGGGUGUUUUGAGGUGGGGGUGUUACUGGGGGUGACCCCUCCCUUGCUCUCUCCCUCUGGCCUCCACAGUUGCCCAGGGCCCUUUCCACUUGCACUUUAGUCACAGACGUCCACACGGGCUGCACCUUGGGUCACGGUCAGGUCAUGCGCGCGGGUGUUCGUGGGGAAGGGGCCGUUGCCCAACUUCCACCGCCUUCUUUGGAGGAUCUUCUCAAAGGCUUUGUGCUCCAUGGGGCAGAGGGGCCAGGCACCUUCAGUCCCAUGUGGCGGCAGGGGCAGCUGGGGCCUAUGUUGCCCUGGGGCAGGGUUAGGGUGAGGGUGGGAGCAGGGCGGGGGAAUGAACCAAGCCUAAGUAGGUGGAGACAGGGGAGCCUCACGCCUUGCUGAGCAGAGCUGGGGUGCGGGGAACUGGCCUGGCAAGGGUGGGGAACCCAGGGGCCUGGGAAGGGCCAGACUGGGAAUCCUGCUCCAUGCGGGAAGAAACUUGGGCUGGGGAUGCUUUUUUCCAGGCCCCUGGCAGGGGAUGGGGGUGGCCUGGAGGCCCUGGCGAGCUCCACCCCCACAGGCUCCUGGCACCAGCACAACAGGGGGGCGCUGCCACAGUGUGGGGUGAGCAUCCCUUCUCCCCAAGUCCUCACGCAUAGCUGUUACGGGCAUCACAGCCUCAGUUACACAGCACCUCUCGGCAGAGGCUUUGGGUCACAAGCCCCGUCUCCGCUGCCCACAGUGCUGGGCUGUGGGUGUCUGCAGGCAUUUUGCCCUCACCUCUGCUGGCUGUCCACACUGCUGCUGAGCCCACGUGGCUUGCACGUGCCUCUGCCAACCUUUCCCGGGCAGGACCCUGGUCCCACCGGGCCUCUCAACCCUGUUCUUGCUGCAGUGACCCACCGCUGGCCUCUGCCUCUAGCCCCCCUGCAUCCACCCCCCUCACUGGGGUGGGGAAUACCGUCUACACCCUCCUCUGCUUCCCAGGCAGUGUUGGCACUGGGGGCACAGCAGAAUCGGGCCCCCACCCUCCCUUACAGGCUGGUCUCUUUCUGGCUCAAAGCCUGGACCAAAUUGGGACACUGCAGCUUGAAGGCUUUUUUCCCCCCCUUCCUGGCUCUUUCCUUUGAUCAGUUUUGAUGUUUUUUUUGUUUUGUUUUUUGUUUUGUUUUGUUUUCUUUUGGUUCUUUUUGCUUUUUGAGAGAGCUCCUCCAUCGCCCUGAAAUAACAAUCAUGGUAACACCCCACUGCUGACUGACCCAUGUAUUUAAUGUAAGUAAACCAGAAACCAGUGUAUUCGA